AGAAAACGACGCGCCCACCCCCCUGCACCAAGUUCAACUCUUCGCGCUCUUAACAAACUCCAUUCAACUCCGCGCAUAAUUAAUGACUUUUGACCCUUCAUAUCUUCUACCGCCUCAUUUGCCACUUUACCUCCAACUCAUAACAUUUCGCUCGAGAUAACCCUCACGGCCAUUUUACAAGCAUACCUACCUAAAUUCCAAGCGAAUAUUCCCCUCUGCGAAUUGAUUAGAUCCCUCCGUCUGUCCCCGUUUGCCAAUAUCGCAUACUCGUCAUCCGUUACAAGGCUUCAGACACCACCAAGUCACAAUGGCGAAAGAACACGCCACCGAGUUUGAAAAGAUUAUUAAUGCUGGCCGAGAGCGUAAGAAGAAUGAAGCUCUUGCUGCGCGUAUCUUUAAAAAGAAAGAUGGUCAAAGACGGGCGAGCGCACCCACCGCUGGUUCCCUUGCAAGCAGAGUCGGAGUGAAGAAGCGAGUAUCAUCGGUUGCGCGUCUCUCAGGUGGUGAUAUCAACGGUGAAUGGACUCACGACCUUCACAACGCGCCCAAGAACCCGAGAGCGCAACAAGACCCGAACUCGCUAGCAUCCCGAAUCCAUGCACCAGGUACUUCGGCGCCUCGACCGAGAAAUGCCCCGCGAAAUGCCCGGCCAAACCGUGCAUCUCGGCUUGCCAAUGCCUAUGAGCGUACAACCUUCUCGCCCGCGACGGCGCAGCAGCAGCUGAACGUGCGUUCAGCACCCACGCAGCCCCCAGGACAAGGCAUAACGAUUCGAGGCCUUGCAGGACCAUUCGCUGUCAUGGCGCAGAACUUUGCGCCGGGGACCACAGCCGCUGAUAUCGAGAGCGCCAUGACUCCAGUCGGAGGCCUUGUAAGCAGCUGUCGACUAAUCAAGACACAUCCUAUUGUGAUAGCCGAGAUAGUCUUCGAGAGCAAGGAGGGCGCGGACCGGGUAAUCCAGACUUUUAACAAUCAGACAGCCGACGGCAGAACGCUCCACGUAUACCUAAAGCCCGGUGGUACCUACCGCUCCACACCGCCUACCGGGCCACGCGCUCAGCGUGACCAUGAGACUCGAUCAGCCGGCAAUAACGUUGUAGUUGAUGGAUCGAUGGGGUUUGAUGACCGGAUGGAGACGGACUCGCUUGGUAGUGGUUACUCCAACGGUGGCGGCGGUGGCAACGGCGGCGGCCUAUACAGCGACACCAUGGUCCCCAAAAACCAAACUAACGGUGCUAGUGGUAACAAUAGUCGAAGGGGCAGAAACUUCCGGACCGGAAGGUAGGACCACGGAUCAGAAGCGGAUGCCGCUACGAGGGGUGAAUAUUGCCCGGGUAGUUAUAAUGAGUAUUCACCUAACCGCCAAUACCGGUGAUGGUGAACCGAGGAAUCCUAGGAGAUGUAGCUCCAUUACAGCGCGCAAGUAGAGCUAUAUUACAGCCGACCAAGAGAAUGGACUCCCUUGAUGAGACAAGCAUUGAAGAAAUGGACGUCUCCAUUAGAGUCACAUUUUCGGAUACGACGCAAACUACGAAAAGGAAGACGAGAUAUCCUGAGACGGAGUACCGGACGUAUAGACAUGACGUAGGACGUCUUCGAGUUAUUCCUUUUUACCUAGGUACUUAGGCAUGUACUAAUACAACACACGCGUCUACAUUUUGCACCACCAUUAAUGCCUUGGAUCCAACGGAGAGACGAGAUAUUCAUAUAGUUAAUAUACCCUUUGCGGGUACCUAAUAGGCAGGCACUUAGGGGCUAUAGACAACCAGGUCACUUAUAGGUUAGAUUAUGAAACCAGUUUUAUGGACACGGCUUAAUGCUACGACUUAAUCAUGUCUCGUAACUUUAUCGGGUUAUACGCCGUGUGGGUGGAAUUACGUAAUUACUAGCUACUUAUAACUACAGUUAAUUACUAAUAGUUAAAUCAACAUUAUGUUA
This is a messenger RNA of Daldinia loculata, 1938 nucleotides long. RefSeq lists its product as uncharacterized. NCBI's taxonomy places the organism in Eukaryota, Fungi, Ascomycota, Sordariomycetes, Xylariales, Hypoxylaceae. The coding region runs from base 308 to 1285 and encodes 325 amino acids. The record is from RefSeq and is a predicted model, not a curated record. The transcript is spliced from 4 exons. Gene Ontology annotation, molecular function: RNA binding.